Molecule: messenger RNA, 2129 nt
Organism: Daphnia pulex (common water flea)
Lineage: Eukaryota; Metazoa; Arthropoda; Branchiopoda; Diplostraca; Daphniidae
Product: chitin deacetylase 7-like
Exons: 9
Coding region: 807-1934 (375 amino acids)
Biological process (GO): carbohydrate metabolic process
Source: RefSeq, a predicted model, not a curated record
AAAAAACAAUAACAACAAUUUUAGGAUUACACGUGAUUAAAGGAGUUGCCAUUCAUCAAUUUUGGGUAAAACUUUUACACUUAACAUAAUUGCAAUUAGGCUAUUCUAUCUUACCUGAACAAAUGUACCCACUCCCAAACAAGAUGGGACAUGAGACAUUUCCACCUUCCCUAUCGUGCAGUGACGUCAAGUAUACCUGUGAUUAAGUAGGUACCAUUGUGUAACAAAAGGCAAUAGCGAGGUGUGAAGGUGAAUUUAUCAGGGUUUAUAGUAUUUAUAAUGGAAAGUUAUGAGCUCGAGCUCAGCGUGUUUUCUCUUGACUAUCGCCUUUUUUAUUACUUGACUGAGUCGUAGCCAAGCGAGCUGUUGAUGGUUAUCAGCGGCUAAUUAUUCGUCAUCAAAACCAAUUUAAGAAUUUUGUUCUUCACAAAAAAAGAAACAAAUUCCAAUCGUGUUUCACAAACGCAUUUCGUGUUCAUUGGUAAUAAGUCUUCGCAGAGCAACUGAAAAUAUUUUCAAAUAAAUUCAUUGCAUUCUCUGUGAGGUGAUUCGAGUGCCUACAAAAGGAAAACUUCUGUGAACUGAACAAAUAUAUGACAGUAGCUAAUUUAUUGUGGUGUGUCUGUAACUGUGGCUAUAACAAUAUAAUAUGCAUUAUCUUGGGCGUGCCGCUUUUGACGGCUCCAGUUAUCUUAAAGCGUUGCAACAUAGCUACAAUUUCGAGACUAUAAAUGUGGAUAAUGCAACAGUAGCGAGGCACAGCAGUUCAAACAUAGUUGUGGGUCUAUUUGCUAACAAGCGCCAAAAUGCAACGAAUUUUGGCCGUCAUCUUCUUUCUCGCCGUCUUCCUCCACCAAUCGCAGGCGCAGUGCAAUACCACGAAUUGCGUAGGGCCGGCCUGCAAAUGCAUGAACACGUCUCCACCAGGCGGUUUAAGCCUGGCGAAUACCCCUCAAUUGGUUUUUUUGGCGUUUGAUGGGGCAAUUACGACGACGAAUUACGACAACUACACAUUUCUGUUCAAUAACACCACAAAUCCCAACGGUUGUCCCAUUGGAAUGACUUUCUUCAUCUUCCACGAGUACAACGACUACACCCUGACCCACAGUCUCUACUUCAAAGGGCAGGAAAUUUCAACCCACAGCAUGUCCCACUUAACUCCAGCCGCAACUUGGGCUAACAAGUCAGUCACCGAGUGGACUGAUGAAAUUGGCGGAAUCAGAGACGCUCUGUCAAAAUUUGCCAACAUUCCCAAAACUUCGAUUAGGGGUGCACGAGCGCCGUUCUUGCAGUCAAGCGGUGACGCUACUUUUACGGCCAUGAAGAAUCUUGGCAUGUUCUACGACUGUUCUUUCCCAACUACUAAUUAUACUAAUCCUCCUGUUUGGCCUUACACUUUGGAUCAAGGAUUUCAACACGAAUGUGCAAUCCCGCCUUGUCCCCUAAGCAAAUACCCCGGUAUUUGGACAGUCCCGAUGGUGGCUUUAAACCGAAAUGAUACCGUUUGCAGUAUGGCUGAUGCCUGUGACAAACCGAAUACCUUUGAGGAAACUUAUCAAUAUUUGAUGAGCAAUUUUCAACGUCACUAUACUACAAGCAAGGCUCCAUUUGGCAUCUACUUGACUGCUAACGCCUGGUUCCAGGAUGCACAGUACCGUUUGCAGGCUUACAAGAAGUUCCUCAACGAUAUUUUAGUAAACGAUGACGUUUACGUUGUCCCCAUUGCUAGAGGAUUGGACUGGAUGAAAAAUCCUAAGCCGUUAGCCGAAGUCCCAAACUUCUUCAAUUGUCCAACCGUGACCAAGACUCCUUGCACAAAUUAUACGUGCUACUAUGAAGGCGAUGCGUCUCCUGUCGGCCCGCGCAAUAUGAAAAGUUGCGUUACCUGCCCUGACGUCUACCCAUGGACCGGGAAUCCACUUGGCUUGCCAUAAUUCUUUUAUUUUUAAGGUCAACGUGUAUCCUUAGCUUUAGAAUGGAACCUCUCGGACUAUGGUAGCAAGGUUUUAGUUUUUAGUUUUAUCAAAUACGAAUUGUUAUCAACGAUGUAGCUAAAAAUGGUUGCCGCUGUUUCAUCACUAUAUCGUAUGCGGUUGAGUAUAUAACGAAUAAACUGGUGUAAUUUGAAA